AUGGCCGCGAUGGUCGAAGAGAUCGACUACGAAGGGCUCGACAACGACUCGCUCGCGAUCAACAUGUUGGCCGGCGCGAUGGCCGGUAUCUCCGAACAUGCCGUCAUGUACCCCGUCGAUUCCAUCAAAGUGACUUUGUGCCUUGACAGAGCAACACAACCCACUCGAAAAUUGACCCGCCCUCUCUCUCUCCCCCCUGUCACACACCCCCCCCCCUCACCCCCCGCUCACAGACCCGAAUGCAAGUCCUCACCACAUCACCCGGCGCGAUGUAUACGGGCAUGUCGGACGCGUUCACCCGCAUCGCCUCGACCGAAGGCACCAAACGAUUAUGGAGAGGCGUAGCCUCCGUCAUUUGGGGUGCCGGUCCCGCUCAUGCCGUCUAUUUCGGCACGUACGAAUUCACCAAAGAGUUGGCAGGCGGGAAUCAGGGGGGUUACUCGUUUGCUGCGACAGGUUAGGACUAGAGUUUCGAGUUCGAGUGUGGACGAGCACUACUCACGAUUGGGGUCUACUCCCGUAAUUGCAGCCUCAGCAGGAGCAACAGCUACGAUCGCUUCGGAUGCGCUCAUGAACCCCUUUGAUGGUCAGUCGAAAGGAGUCAUAUUGGCGAUUGUUUUGUGGCUGUCUAAAAACCUGCACUCAUCUCUGCAGUGGUCAAGCAAAGGAUGCAAAUACACGGCUCGACCUUCCGAGGCGUCGGCGAAUGCUUCCGAUCCGUCUACCACGCCGAAGGCCUCAGCGCUUUCUACGUCUCCUACCCCACCACGUUGAUGAUGACGGUCCCUUUCACGGCCGUACAAUUCUCGACAUAUGAAUUCAUCAAGUGCGUCUUUUUCGCUGUUGGAGCCCGGUCUCGAGUCGCCCAAGCGCCUAGCUGAUCCGGACCUUUUUUUUCGCUCCCUCCCCUCCUUUACAGAGAUCGGUUAAACCCAACAGGCCACUACUCCCCCUGGACGCACGUCACAGCAGGCGGUAUCGCCGGCGCCGUCGCCGCAGCCGUGACGACCCCCUUGGACGUCUGUAAAACGCUCCUCCAAACACGAGGAACGUCGGACCAAGCCGCGAUCCGUAAUGCGAGGGGUAUGCUCGAUGCGGCCAAGAUCAUUUGGGAACGACAGGGCGCGAGUGGGUUCGCGAGGGGUAUCUCACCGAGGAUAUUAACCAAUAUGCCGAGUAAUGCGCUUUGCUGUGAGUGAUUAGGUUUUUCUUUCUUUUUCACCUCGCUUUUGAGUUGUUCGCUCAUGGUUUUUCCAUCUCUUACGUCACGCAACAGGGCUAUCAUACGAAGGUUUCCGAUUCUUGCUCAAGGGACGCGCCGCGGCGUCGACAAAACGAAACGAAGGGCUAUAG
Molecule: messenger RNA, 1353 nt
Organism: Microbotryum saponariae
Lineage: Eukaryota; Fungi; Basidiomycota; Microbotryomycetes; Microbotryales; Microbotryaceae
Source: the annotation of a GenBank genome assembly